AUGCUAUCGCAUGCGCUAUUUCUACUGGCUGUUACGAUAACAGCCAUUAGCGCAGAUGAUGAACUUGAAUUCCAUCACCCAAGACGUCACAAACAUCGUGGUCCCCACUCUGAACUUCCCGGACCACAAGGGCUAAAGGAGCACCAUCAUAAUGGACCUCAUCCGCUCGGUUCCCAUGUCUCUCGUCAUUUAGAAAAUUCUGAGCUCUUGAAGCAGCUCUUACAGCUCUCGCCCGAAGAACUAAGAAAAAGAGUAAUACCAAGGCCAGGAAAAACUCUUAUAAGAGUAUCGGACGAAGAAGAUGGUACAUAUCCAAGGGCACCGUGGCUAGAUGUGAAACGAAGAAAGAUGAUUGAAGGCGGAGACACCAUCGCAUUAGGAAAAGAGAAAAAGACAAAGGAAUCCAAAAAAUGGAAACCUUCGCAAGCGAAGCAAGGCGAAGUUGUGGUGUAAUAAGAUUCUUCAUCUGCAGCAGACGGAUGGAAAUGAGGAGUUACAA
This is a messenger RNA of Cylicocyclus nassatus, 499 nucleotides long. Lineage: Eukaryota; Metazoa; Nematoda; Chromadorea; Rhabditida; Strongylidae. The record is from the annotation of a GenBank genome assembly.